This is a messenger RNA of Rhodofomes roseus, 1209 nucleotides long. RefSeq lists its product as uncharacterized. NCBI's taxonomy places the organism in Eukaryota, Fungi, Basidiomycota, Agaricomycetes, Polyporales, Fomitopsidaceae. Bases 423 to 1097 code for a protein of 224 amino acids. The record is from RefSeq and is a predicted model, not a curated record. The transcript has 3 exons.
CAGCACUCUCCUCGAUGUUCAGCUUGGCGUGUACAUGGGUGUGGUUCGAACGGAGUGCUGCAACAACUUCGCCUUCGCUGGAUGUCUUCCUUUAGGCACUCCUCCUUAGGCUGAGGGGAUGAUAUCAGCCGACGGCCACUGGCGAACACCGCUCCAUCCACCCCUCCGGAUCCGCCUGCUGACUGACCAUGCGCCGGAGACUGGCCUCCAGGCCGUCCAGCAGCCCUCUCGUGGCGCGUCGUGGAUGGCGUCAUGGCGUCAUCCACCGUGUCAGUGUCAUGGAGGUCGGCUCGGGCUCUCCACGGCGUGCGCGGCAGGGUAUAUACGCUCGCUCGUGCCCAUUUGGGUCUGCCAUUGUUUGACUGCGCGACGACAUAACGAGCCGACCUUUGACGACCUCCUGAAAGUAGCAGAAACUCAGCAUGUGGGUUGGACAUUACGCCUCCGCAUUCAUCGCGAAGCCCUUCGCCCCAGGCAUCCCCCUCUCCGUGCUCGCGCUCGCGAGCAGCGCCGCAGACGCCCUCUUCUUCCUGCUCAACUUCGCGGGCCUCGAGUCGUUCAACCUUGACCCCGCGAUCGUCGCGCGCUCGGGCUGCUUCCCGUACACGAACGACUACCCGUACAGCCACUCGCUCGUCGGCAUGGGCGUCGCAGGCGCGGCCGUCGCGUUCGGGUACAAGCUGCUCAGCCCGGGUGCGCGGGUGUCGCUGACGGACUUUGCGGUGAUCACUGCGACGGGGCUGAGCCAUUUCUUGUUGGAGCUGCCCGUGCACCGGAAAGACGUCAAGAUCACCCCGCACGACGACGUCGCGGCGGGCGCGGGCUGGUUCGACUCCCCAGUCGUCGACUUCCUCGCGGAGAACGCGCUCUUCCUCGCGAGCCUCUGGUUCUACACGCGCUUCGCGCCGAAGGUCACGCAGACGGGCUGGCUGACGAACAAGGGCCGGCUGACGUGGAUCGCGCUGUUCUUCGCCGCGCAGCAGGCGCAGUUCUGCUUCAUGGCGGCGCCGACGCAGGAGGCGCGCUGGGUGCACGCGCCGUUGUUCCUGGGCAUGAUCCUGGGGAGCAGCUGGUUGUUGGGUAAGCUCGAGAGUUGAGCGGGGAAGCGGCAUGUUGUGUGAGGCAAAGUAACUGUUUGUGUAUUGUAGUAGUGAUGAGUUGUGAAACUGUAUUGUAUGUAGCGCAGCAAAAUGUCUGUUUAGUCCAGGG